Alternaria incomplexa is the source of this 4272-nucleotide messenger RNA. RefSeq lists its product as uncharacterized. Gene Ontology annotation, molecular function: transcription termination site sequence-specific DNA binding; helicase activity. The record is from RefSeq and is a predicted model, not a curated record. Gene Ontology annotation, cellular component: nuclear body. The coding region runs from base 1 to 4272 and encodes 1423 amino acids. NCBI's taxonomy places the organism in Eukaryota, Fungi, Ascomycota, Dothideomycetes, Pleosporales, Pleosporaceae. Gene Ontology annotation, biological process: termination of RNA polymerase II transcription. The transcript has a single exon.
AUGUCUUUUCACGAGACAAACCACACCGCCUCAUCAGCGGAGCAAGAAUCCGGGCUCUUCGAUACAGCGCCGCCAAAGGUCGCUCUACCAUCUCGCGAGAAAGGGCCCGAAGAGCGAAAGCCCGAAGAGCCAAAGCCCGAAGAGCCACAGCACCCUGAUGACAAACUCUAUUCGGAUGAGGAUGAGACGGUUGAGGGUCUGAACAUGGAGGGUGUCGAGCAGCAGCAACAACAGCCCGCCCCAGCACCGGACCAGACGACGAAAAUUCCGGACGAUGUCGAAAUGGAAGAGGGAACUGCUGGAUCCGACAAGACCGCCUCGGAUAAAGGCGAAGAAAACGAUGAGAUGGGAGAAGAGGAGACGGCAGAAGAGGAGACACCCCCUUCACCCGACAAAGAAAAGGACAAGCCAAAGGACGAGGACGGCAAUGUCGAAAUGGGCGAGGCUGAAGACCCUCCUCUUGUGGAGCUGUUGGUGCCCUUCAAGCGCAAUGAACUCCCACUGUGGAUGGACAAGCAGAUCCAUGAGCACCGCGCUGAGGACUACCCGUCCACCAUUCAAAUCGCCAUCGGCAGCAAUGAUCCGUUUCCCGUCAGCACAGAGGGCAUCUUUCAAUUGCGUGGUUGCGAUAUCAACACGCGAUACCUUCCCGACGCUCUGAAAGGAGGACGGCGCCAUCGCACGAUUAUCGUCAGCGACAAAAUUUCCGGCUGUCUGGGAAGCCACUUUGAGCUGUCGCUCGAUGACGCUCUCCUGGCCGACGACAUCGAGCCUAUAGCUCCGGUUACGAAGGGCAAAGGCAAGGGCAAGGGAAAUAAGCUUGCAGCACCACCGAAGAAGGUCGAGGCUCCUGAGCCACCGAAGGAAGAAUGCAUCAAGGCCAAGUUCCACCUCGAUACACAGACGCCACAUAUCGAGAUAUCGGCGUACGACUCCAAAACCAGCCGCUGGGUGUCGACACGUAUCUGGGCUCAGGAGUUUAUCUGGACUACAGAAGCUCCUUGGAUCGGAUUCGAGAUUAUACAACUCCCGUCCGGGGCAGAUGCGCCUGCGGUGCCAAGGGAUACAAAGGUAGAAGACCUGGUUGAGAAGAUGCGUACUCUGGACAAAACUACGGUUGUGCAAUGCAACAUUCAUCUGAACAAUGUCAAGGAUCGCGUCUGGGACGGACUGACCGCUUCUCGCCUGGCAGAAAUUCGUUCCAAAGGCAUCGGCAAAGAGGCGGGUACUCUAGAGUCUCUCGUUCGAUGCUUGGACAAGUCGGAUCAAUUCGGCAUGCUCUUCACAUCUAAGUCGGGCAAAGGGAACCUUACCAAGUGGACGCAGAAGCUCGACGACUACUUUCGGAGUCUCUUGUGCCUUGCGAAAUACUGGGGAAACUUUUGGUUCUACCGCCUCCAGUGCAUUCAGGCCGAACUUCACGGGAACGACAUCGAACUCCCCGAUCUGCCAAAGGUGAACUGGGCUGUACCCCGAUGGUUGGUGACCGAGUGGACUACAACGAGGACUACGACAUCUGGCCGCGUCACACAUUCCAUGCCGGUCCCGUACAAGUGGCAACCGCUCGAGUUCCCGGAUGAAUUCCCGGACGCGAAUGAGACUGCGUUCCUCUUGAAGAUGGCCGUCGAGCAAGAGCGGGAUACCCAGAAGCGCAACCUCAGGGCUUUGGUUCAGAGCGACGGCACCAAGUGGUUCCAGGGCAAAUUCUUCGCCCUCCAACACGACGGCGGUGAGCACACCUACUCCGUCGGAGUAUACUUGGGUAUGCCCGAUAUGCUUGCAGAUGCCGACGUCAAGAUCCCCGCUGCCGGCACUCGAAUCACGCUGGGCAUCGCCCGCGACAACCAUGCCGCGCCAUCCAAGAACUUGGUCAAGAUGACCGGCACAGUGGUUUGGGACGAAUCGCGAAAGAGCACCGCAACUUUCGUCUGCGUCAUGACCUCUAACAAAGGACCGCUCAAAUGCGCCGACAACGGGUCUACCUAUCCGAUUUACAUCGAGUACAUUGUCGACAACGUUCCUUUUGACAGGCAGCUCAGAGCCAUCUCCGACGGGCAGCGAGCGACAACAAAAGCCGCUGGUCCAGACUUUAGGCGGAUCGUUCUCAAUUGCCAGGAGCCAGCCACGGGUAGCGACGCUCUCAAGCAGAAGACGACCCCGGAGCAGCUUGUUGAGUUCAACCGGAUUCUCGCCAACGAUUUCACAUUUCCGCCAAAUCAAGUUCAAACUGCUGCUGCUCUCGACACAACAACGUCUGAGAAUGGGGUCACGACGAUUAUCGGACCUCCAGGGACCGGCAAGACAAUGAUGGAUACGCAGAUACUCUGGGCCAACGGCAAGCUAGGCCGCCGUAUCAUGGGUGUCGCACCUACAAACUCGGCGAGAGAUUCACUUGUCGAGGGCUUUAUUCGUCAGAACGACAGCCGGCCAGUCCCAGAGCAGUUUGCUGACCAUCUUUGGGUCGUCUUCACCGGUUCGCAGUCUAGCAUCGCAGGUGCGGAGCGAUUGGAGCACCGUGAGAAGAAGGCGCAAACCAACGACGAAUUGCAGCUGGUACUGAAGAAUCGUGAGUAUUGGGCUCAUCUUCACGAUGCGCAGUCGCGUGAUCGCUCUCCCGAUUCCGUACACAGUCUUGGAUCCAAGCUGCUUCGACGCAUGAAUGUCUGGAAGGCACACGCUACUUUCGACACUCUGAAUGGCGACCAGCUGUACACUUGGUCGAACGACUGGUUCGAUACGAACGACAAGCUUCGGUACAUCAGCGAGAAAGAGGAGAAAGACGAGGCCAAGAAGCAUCUCGAAGCCCUCGAAGCACAUCUGGCCGCUCGCUUCCUGAAAGACGUGCAGUAUUGCUUCUGCACCAUAUCGACAUCGGCCCACGCGCUUUUGCUCGAGAGUGGUGUGUGGGAUCUGAUUGUCAUCGACGAGGCCGCUCGCGAGACUCGUGCUGGUAUUGCCACCAUCGUGGGUGCAUUUACCAAUCGCUUUCGUCAACUCGUCGUAUCUGGAGACCAUUGGCAGGGCGAGGGUACCGUGGUCGGCAAGGAUUCCAAUAUCGGCUAUAAGCUCCUCUCUCGCAACGUAUUUGAGCAGCUCGCCGAUGUCCACAACAAGCGGUCCGACAACACAACUCCCGUUGGUGUCUUCAUGCUCAAAGAAGGUUACCGUAUGUCGGAAGCUCUGAUGAACUGGUCUAAUCGCUUUUGCUACGGUAACGAACUCGAAGCCCAUAGACUCGCAGGUAUCUGGAACCAACCACUCCGCAACACCCUAGAGGCCUACUGGAAUCAAUGUGUGCGAACCGGCUUCCGCGGAACCUACGAGCAGAUCGCACUGGAUUGCAACUUCGAGUCUGUAGUCCAGCCGGGCGGAACCACGAGGGUCAACGUCGGCGAAGCCAAGUUCAUCGCUUGGAGGAUCAAGGACAUGUUGGCUUUCGUGCCACCAAAAUCAGCCCGUGGCGUCUAUUAUGCGCCCAUCGUGGGUACCGACUUCAUCGUUAUCUCGAGCUUUAUUGGUCAAGUCUCCGCUAUCCGUCAAGCUUUGCGUGAGGACUCACCUGGACAGAAGGUGGACCAAAAGGAGCUCGACGGAGUACGAACCCUACUCGGUACAACCAGUUGGGUUCAGGGCAAAGAGGCUCCCAUUGCGUUCUACUCUUUGACGGUGUCAGCUGGAAGCACACGACUGGCAUCUGAUGAUCGCCUCCCGAUAGGAUUCGUUGCGGACGUCAAGAACUUCAACGUGUCUAUCACACGACAGCGAGUCGCCCGCUACAUCGUGGGAAACUUCAAGCUCUUCGUCCAAGCCAUGAUCGACAACCAUCGGGUGGUCCACACGCAUGUGCCUUUCUUCGCGCACGUAGACUACAUGAGAAAUGGCCUUUUCAUUCUCUCACAAGAGGAGUCAGAAUACUGGUGCCGCGAGCGCAAGCGUCCCGAAGAGGCUCAUAGCUUCGAGAUCAAGCUGCGCAGCAAGUCCACGUUUGAUCGCGACGCCAUGGAAAUGCCAGAGAACACCGUGGAGUCUGGAUUGCACGACGUCGACUCGCGGCCGACAACCACCGGCCGCACCAAGCCUACCGCUGCGCCGCCGAACGUCAAUUUUCCCGGGCUGCCCGACAAUAAGGUCACCAAGCCCAAGAAAAAACGUGGCGGCAAGGGUGCAAAGCAUGCCGCGAAGAGGAAAGACAAAGAGGGCGGAGACAACGAGGGAGACAACGGCGGCCAUGGAAACGAGUCUGGCCAGGGCAGCGCUACCUGGGGAACGUAG